Racocetra fulgida is the source of this 186-nucleotide messenger RNA. Lineage: Eukaryota; Fungi; Glomeromycota; Glomeromycetes; Diversisporales; Gigasporaceae. The record is from the annotation of a GenBank genome assembly.
GAUUCCGUGUGGGAUUGGGGACCCCUAUCGGACCCUACAUGUUAUGUGGAAGGGAUAACCAGAGUUGCAAUAGCUCUGUUUGAACUGGAAGCACUGGAUUUUACUAACUCCCGAAAUGUAGAAAUACAUCCUGAAAAGGGCUACGGGAAACCAUCUCCUUGCUUUGAAUACUUCGUUAUCAAGAAA